UUUCCCAGGCCAUUGACAACUCAUUCUGGAAUUUUUGACACUAGUGCUUCCUUAAUCUUACCAGAAGAUGUCAAUGGAAGUUUUUCAGCUGGAGAAUGCCGGAGGAGACCUUAAGGAUGGCCACCACCACUAUGAAGGAGCUGUUGUCAUUCUGGAUGCGGGUGCUCAAUACGGGAAAGUCAUAGACCGAAGAGUGAGGGAACUGUUUGUGCAGUCUGAAAUCUUCCCCUUGGAAACACCAGCGUUUGCCAUAAAGGAGCAAGGGUUCCGUGCCAUUAUCAUUUCUGGAGGACCUAAUUCUGUGUAUGCAGAAGAUGCUCCUUGGUUUGAUCCAGCAAUAUUCACCAUUGGCAAGCCUGUUCUUGGAAUUUGCUAUGGCAUGCAGAUGAUGAAUAAGGUAUUUGGAGGUACUGUGCACAAAAAAAGUGUUAGAGAAGAUGGAGUCUUCAGUGUUAGUGUGGAUAACACAUGCUCGUUAUUCAGGGGCCUUCAGAAGGAAGAAAUUGUUUUGCUUACCCAUGGAGAUAGUGUAGACAAAGUAGCUGAUGGAUUCAAGGUUGUGGCACGUUCUGGGAACAUUGUGGCAGGUAUAGCAAAUGAGUCUAAAAAAUUAUAUGGAGCACAGUUCCACCCUGAAGUUGGCCUUACAGAAAAUGGGAAAGUAAUACUGAAGAAUUUCCUCUACGAUAUAGCUGGGUGCAGUGGGACCUUCACUGUGCAGAACAGAGAACUUGAGUGCAUUCGAGAGAUCAAAGAGAGAGUGGGCACAUCAAAAGUUUUGGUUUUACUCAGUGGUGGAGUAGACUCAACAGUUUGUACAGCUUUGUUGAAUCGUGCUUUGAACCAAGAUCAGGUCAUUGCUGUGCACAUUGAUAAUGGAUUUAUGAGAAAACGAGAAAGUCAGUCUGUAGAAGAGGCCCUCAAAAAGCUUGGAAUUCAAGUGAAAGUGAUAAAUGCUGCUCAUUCUUUUUAUAAUGGAACAACAACUCUACCAAUAUCAGAUGAAGACAGAACUCCACGAAAAAGAAUAAGCAAAACAUUAAAUAUGACUACGAGUCCUGAGGAGAAAAGAAAAAUCAUUGGGGAUACUUUUGUUAAGAUUGCCAAUGAAGUAAUAGGAGAAAUGAACCUGAAACCAGAGGAGGUUUUCCUUGCCCAAGGUACUUUACGGCCUGAUCUAAUUGAAAGUGCAUCCCUUGUUGCAAGUGGCAAAGCUGAACUCAUCAAAACCCAUCACAACGACACAGAGCUUAUCAGAAAGUUGAGAGAGGAGGGAAAAGUAAUAGAACCUCUGAAAGAUUUUCAUAAAGAUGAAGUAAGAAUUUUAGGCAGAGAACUUGGACUUCCAGAAGAGUUAGUUUCCAGGCAUCCGUUUCCAGGUCCUGGCCUGGCAAUCAGAGUAAUAUGUGCUGAAGAACCUUAUAUUUGUAAGGAUUUUCCUGAAACCAACAAUAUUUUGAAAAUAGUAGCUGAUUUUUCUGCAAGUGUUAAAAAGCCGCAUACAUUAUUACAAAGAGUCAAAGCCUGCACGACUGAAGAGGAUCAGGAAAAGCUGAUGCAAAUUACAAGCCUGCAUUCACUGAAUGCCUUUCUGCUACCAAUUAAAACUGUGGGUGUGCAGGGUGACUGUCGUUCUUACAGUUACGUGUGUGGAAUCUCCAGUAAGGAUGAGCCUGACUGGGAAUCUCUUAUUUUUCUGGCUAGGCUUAUACCUCGCAUGUGUCACAACAUUAACAGAGUUGUCUAUAUAUUUGGCCCUCCAGUUAAAGAACCUCCUACAGACGUUACUCCCACUUUCUUGACAACGGGGGUGCUCAGUACUUUACGCCAAGCUGAUUUUGAGGCCCAUAACAUUCUCAGGGAGUCUGGGUAUGCUGGGAAAAUCAGCCAGAUGCCGGUGAUUUUGACACCAUUACAUUUUGAUCGGGACCCACUUCAGAAGCAGCCUUCAUGCCAGAGAUCUGUGGUUAUUAGAACCUUUAUUACUAGUGAUUUCAUGACUGGUAUACCUGCAACCCCUGGCAAUGAGAUCCCUGUGGAGGUGGUGUUAAAGAUGGUCACUGAGAUUAAGAAGAUUCCUGGCAUUUCUCGAAUUAUGUACGACUUAACAUCAAAGCCCCCAGGAACUACUGAGUGGGAGUAAUAAACUUGUUCUACUAAA
Molecule: messenger RNA, 2161 nt
Organism: Vicugna pacos (alpaca)
Lineage: Eukaryota; Metazoa; Chordata; Mammalia; Artiodactyla; Camelidae
Gene: GMPS
Product: guanine monophosphate synthase
Biological process (GO): GMP biosynthetic process
Cellular component (GO): cytosol
Molecular function (GO): GMP synthase (glutamine-hydrolyzing) activity; GMP synthase activity; ATP binding
Source: RefSeq, a predicted model, not a curated record